GCGCUGCGAUUGGCUGGGCGGCGGGUGACCCCGGGGCGCGGCGCAGCGUCAGGCCCAGCAUGGCCGCCACUGCGGGGCUGCUGUGCCGCGGGCCGCUCUUGCUGUGCCGUGGCACCUGGCGAAACUUUGCCUCGCAGACGGAUGGGGAGGCCCGAGUGACCCGGGUUCUGCGGGAGAAGUUCCCCCGGGCUUCCGCCAUCAAAGUCGUGGAUAUAUCAGGAGGCUGCGGCGCCAUGUAUGAAAUCCACAUUGAGUCAGAGGACUUCAGGGAGAAGCGGAUGGUGCAGCAGCACCAGAUGGUUAACCAGGCUCUGCAGGAGGAGAUCAAGAGCAUGCAUGGCCUGCGCAUCUUCACCUCCACCCCCAAACCUUGACGCUCCAUCCUGACCUGUCAAUAAAGAUGCUGGGCUGAGAGGGGCCCAGGGGGGCUCUGUGUGCAGCUGUGCC
Grus americana (Whooping crane) is the source of this 447-nucleotide messenger RNA. It is a transcript of the gene BOLA3, whose product is annotated as bolA family member 3. The record is from RefSeq and is a predicted model, not a curated record. NCBI's taxonomy places the organism in Eukaryota, Metazoa, Chordata, Aves, Gruiformes, Gruidae. The transcript is spliced from 4 exons. The coding region runs from base 60 to 374 and encodes 104 amino acids.